Alosa alosa (allis shad) is the source of this 1803-nucleotide messenger RNA. RefSeq names its product family with sequence similarity 20 member C, like (gene fam20cl). The coding region runs from base 61 to 1740 and encodes 559 amino acids. The transcript is spliced from 11 exons. Gene Ontology annotation, biological process: protein phosphorylation. Gene Ontology annotation, cellular component: Golgi apparatus. Gene Ontology annotation, molecular function: phosphotransferase activity, alcohol group as acceptor. Lineage: Eukaryota; Metazoa; Chordata; Actinopteri; Clupeiformes; Clupeidae. The record is from RefSeq and is a predicted model, not a curated record.
UUUGCUUGAGAUUUCAUUUGCACAGCGUUUUUGACUCCCUAAAACGUGUAAAGUCAAAGAAUGACUUCUGUUCAAAUAAGGAUUGAUAAACUUCAGAGUGUGAUGCGCUGGUGCACGCGUGGCCGUGUGCGGACGCUGUGCCUGGGGCUGGCCUGUCUGUCUGUGCUGCUUCACCUCCUGCUGGUGAUGCUCACCCUCUCCGUGUACCAGACUCCGUGUGAGCCUCACUCCCAACUCCCCAGCGAGACCAUCAGGGCCCUCGCCGACCCCAACGCUGCUCCACGUACGGACAGCCACAGGGAGGCCCCCUCUGGCCUGAGACAGCCUCGCGUCUCCUCCAUGGAUGUUGGCGGAGACCACCAAGUGGUCGCUCAGACACGGGAAGAGAGCUCAGCGCUAAAGCAGAGUGGAAUUGUCGAGCCCCUCGGUGAGAUGGCCAGAGCGAGACCUGUGAGUUCCCCUCAGCCUUUGAAGCCUAACCUCACUAAGCUUGAGGCUCUGUUCCAGCACCCGCUCUUCAAGCCCCCUGGACCGCCUCUCCAGGAGGACGACUGGCUGCUCCUAGUGAAGCCAAAGGUUAAGGAGAAUGAGCUGGAGAGUCCUCAUUGGUUGAGCGCCAGUGAGGAGGGAUACGAUGCAGUUCACCUGAACAAUGACAUCGAGACUUACCCGCCCUGGCUACGCUUCCACCUGGGCAUCACGCGCUGGCAGCUGUAUGACCCUAAUGAUCCCAAUCUGCGUCAGCUGGAGGAGCAGCUGACUUCCCACAAGAUUGUCAGUGCGGUGCAGAAGACCGGAGGCACUCAGCUCAAGUUGGUGAUGUCAUUUCCUAAUUACGGGCAGUCGCUCUUCAAGCCCAUGAAACAAGACCGUGAUGAUGAAACAAAUUACAAUCUGUAUUACUUCUCUGACUUCGAAAGACACAAUGCUGAAAUUGGUGCAUAUCAUCUAGAUAGGAUUUUGGGGUUCCGAAGAGUCCCACCUGCUGUUGGCAGGCUAGUUGAUGUGAUUACAGAAAUCAAAGACAUAACCACUGACAGAAAACUGGCAAAAACCUUCUUUAAUUCACCAGUGGGUAACACGUGUUUCUAUGGUCAGUGCUCAUACUACUGCUCCACGGAGCAUGCCGUGUGUGGCCGCCCUCGUGCUCUGGAGGCCUCGAUGGCCACCAUGCUGCCUGACCUCUCCUUGGCUCCGCGCCGCUCCUGGAGAAGCCCAUGGAGGCGUUCCUACAGCCGCAGUAAACGGGCACAGUGGGAGACAGAGAAAGAUUACUGUGAUACCGUGAAAAAGACCCCACCAUACAACCAAGGAACACGGCUAGUAGACGUCAUUGACAUGGCCAUCCUGGACUUUCUCAUGAGUAACAUGGACAGACAUCAUUACGAAACAUUUGAGAAGUUUGGCAAUAUCACCUUCCUCAUACACUUAGACAAUGGGAGAGCGUUUGGUCGUUUCUCCAAAGAUGAACCCUCUAUAUUAGCACCCCUGGAGCAGUGUUGCAGGGUCCGCCGCUCCACUCUGAUGAAGCUGCAGCUCCUGGCCCUGCCUCAGUACCGCCUCAGUGAUGUCAUGAGGGCGUCACUCUCACAGGACCCUCUGACCGCUGUAGCUCCUCUUCUGUCUGAGCCACACCUUGUAGCCUUGGACCGCCGUUUAGCAAGAGUCCUCAAAGUUGUUGGACAUUGCCAGGAGCAAUACAGCAAUGUUAUCUACAAUGACAUCCCUGACUAUCCUUGAUUGUAUUAUAAUGACGUGUAUGAGCUUGUGAUUACUUAAAAUAAUUAAACUUUAUUUAUUCUA